AUGGAACUCCAAAACCAACUCCAGGGCGAUUGGAGCCCGUAUAUCUGCAAUCAACCACCAGAGGAGUUUUAUACAAGACCAAACCAUCAUCAUCUCUGCAAUGAGUUAACAAACAACUCUGUGCAGCUGAAGGGCAAUUCAGAUCCAUACUGCAGCAUCUGGAAGGACACUGAGCAAACAGAAGUCAAGAAUUGUAACAAUCGGUCAUUUGCCAUGGAUGCUAGAAUAAGACUAGAUCAUUUGAAGUCAGGGUGCCAUUCACCCUGUUCCACGGAUGGGAUGUUGUACAAGUAUAACUGUCAAAAUGACAGCUGGGACAGUGAAGACUCCCGGGAAGAAGACUCGGCUUUGGACUCAGUAGAGCUUCUUGAGGUAGAGGAGGGUGAGCAGGAUGAAGAGAGCUGUGUCAGAUAAUUGCGUAUUCCUCACAGGUUAUAUGAGUCUCCAAAGAAGCAGGAGUUAGAGGAGAGAAGUGAGUCUGCCCUCAGAUGGUGUCGACACGUCUUGGAUAACCCCAGUCCUGAGAUGGAGGCGGCAUGUCGUUCACUGAUAAAUUGGCUGAAUCAAAGAUCAGGCAGUUUUUACUACAGACAUCCUGCAGUUUUUCAUCAUAAUAUGGGUUCCUCUAUGUACAAAACAUCUGUCAGUUCAGAUCAUAAUGAGCUGAGCAUCUCGCGCGACACGAUAUAUACAAACUACAGACUGCAGGACAUCAAAGACGUCCACAUCAUGGCCCGUAUACAGGAAGCCAGUUUAAGACAAGCCUAUGUUUCCACACCUACCAGGACGAGAAGCCCUGAGCCAUCACCUGGUCUUUCGUCACUGAGCUCUUCCCCUCGCCGCUCACCAACAGUUGCUAAGCAGGGCUGCCAAAGUCCGAAACUGGCCAGACUACACCAGCAAGUCAUCCAGUUCAAGCUGCUGAAACAGAAUCAAGCCACAUCACCAGACAGGACGCGGACACCUCUGCGGACCAGCCUCCGCUCCCUUCAGGCUGUGAGGAACAGCAGAAGUUUGGACACAGAGGACUGCCAAUUUCUUGACCAUAUCACUUCCACAGCAUCAGCGGCCAUGAUCUCCAACAGCUCGCUGCACGCAGUGAGAGCCUCCGAGCGGCUGCUGAGGUCUCAUUCUCUCAGCCCCAGCAGGAUCCCUCACCCCGAUAAAGGACACCUCUCUGAUCAUGGACGCAUUUUCGCCUCACCUGACAGAGGCAGAAAUGUGCCGUCCACUCAAUGGUGA
Molecule: messenger RNA, 1242 nt
Organism: Trematomus bernacchii (emerald rockcod)
Lineage: Eukaryota; Metazoa; Chordata; Actinopteri; Perciformes; Nototheniidae
Product: SLAIN motif-containing protein-like
Exons: 8
Biological process (GO): positive regulation of microtubule polymerization; cytoplasmic microtubule organization; microtubule nucleation
Cellular component (GO): microtubule plus-end
Source: RefSeq, a predicted model, not a curated record